Molecule: messenger RNA, 2169 nt
Organism: Eucalyptus grandis
Lineage: Eukaryota; Viridiplantae; Streptophyta; Magnoliopsida; Myrtales; Myrtaceae
Exons: 12
Coding region: 87-1940 (617 amino acids)
Biological process (GO): double-strand break repair
Cellular component (GO): nucleus; site of double-strand break
Source: RefSeq, a predicted model, not a curated record
GGUAUCACUUCACUCGCAGCUCUCCGAAAUCCCUAGAAAUUCUUCUUCUUCUUCUUCUUCAUCAUCCUCCAAAUGCAGAAACCGCCAUGGAUGAGGCUCCGACGAAAUGGAACGUCACCUUCACGAAGCACCUCAAGCAGAAGCGCAAGGUCUACCGCGACGGCUUCCUCUCUCUCCACUCCUCCUCCGCCAAGGUAAUGCUGUAUGACGACAGCGACCAGCUGUUGGAAUGCAGGAUCUUGAAGAAUGACGAAGUUGUUUGCUCCGGUGAGACGCUGACGUUCAAUGCUUAUCUGGUUGAUGUUGGAGAGCCUGAAGGAGGGCAAAAGCCUCUCGAUGAUACUUAUGCUUGCAGCCGAGAAAAUAAAGUCCCUAAGCGAACGAAUCUGCUUCACAGAAACAAGUUCGUCAACGUAUCUGAUUGUGCCGGAGAUGAGAAGACCAUAGUGGAGAAGCAUAAAGAGCAGACGAUCAGCCUAAGUCCAUCGCAGAAGAUUAUUAGAGAAUUCAAGAAGAAUGAAAUAAACAAGUACGGCAUAUUGCAGGCGAGUCCGAACUCAAGGACAUCAAGUACGACAGAUUGGCAUGUCUUGUAUACAACACAAUUAACUCAAAAGUCGAAGAAAUAUCAUGAUGGCUUCUUGCGUUGUAUAAGCAGUGGAUCUAUCACUAGACAGGUUUUCUUGUAUGAUAUGAGCUGGAAACUUUUAGAUAGUAGGUUCCUGAGCAAAGCUGAAGAAGUAAGCCCUGGGGAGAUGAUGGAAUUUCCUGGUCAUUUGGUUGAAGUUGGCAAUCGUGAAGCAAACCAUGAAUCUUUGAGGGAACUAAAUCUAAAUUCAAGCGGAAACAGCUUCAGUUCUCUUCACAAAUUAUAUAUGCAAAAGCAGCAGUGUAAUGUUACUACCGUUAAAUCUGCUGUAGAAGCAGAAAAAAAUGGCCAGGUGCAUCAGAAUGGGGUAAAGGGGAGUAUAUUAGAUGCUGGAAAAUCAGGCGUAACAGAAUGGCAGGUUUUGUACACAACACAAGUAACUCAAAAGGCCAAGAAAUACCAUGAUGGUUUUCUGCAGCUUGAAGUUCACGGAUCCCUAGGGAGGCAGGUCACACUGUAUGAUGCUAGUAGGAAAAUCUUGGUGAAUAAAUUUCUUAGGAGAGAUGAAGUGUUGGGAACUGGAAAAUCUCUGGUGUUCGAUUCUCACUUGGUUGAUAUUGGGGAGCAUGUGGUAAAAGAAAAGGGGGCAAUGGGUUUGAAUGAUCGUGAAACAUGUCGCGCUGCCGGAGAAAUGAGGACAGGCCAUGAGGAGGUGGAUGGUGCUAAAGUUGAUCAAUCAAUCCUGGGAGUACCCUGGCAUAAACAUGGAGACAAAACUUCGGGGAAGGUCCAUCCAGCGAGAGAUUCGGAUUCAAACAGUGGAAUAUCUGGUAUGAAAAGCACAGAUUGCAUCAGGAGAGUUUCCGAGACCAAGCCUCUACGUGAUGCCUGUCAAAUACUAUCUGUGCUGCGAAAACCAUUAGAUCAAGUUGCCAUUGCUGAAAAUUCAUACGAAAGGAAGGCAAGUUUUGCUUCCCUAACGAAGGAGCUUCAGGAUCCAGAUGAGUUUUGUGAUGGAUCUCAAAGACAAAGAGCACCAGCUCCCGAGCUGCCUUCGGUGGAGAAUGUGGACACUGGAAAUCUGACUGAUACCGCCAACAAUGAAAAGUUACCUGGUCUAAUGAAGUCUGAAUUCAAUGAAUCUUACUUGACGGGGGACUUUGCAAUUGGCAACUCACAGCCUUCUCAUGGGCAAGCUGUCCCCAAGUGCUGCAGCGACAAUCUUGUUUCUGAAGCAUUGCUUUCACACUGUUCUCACAGCAAUGCUAGUGAUAAAAGAAUGGACCCUGAAGGAGAUAGAGAUCCAUUGAAAGUGAAGGCUGAGUGUCCCAGUUUUGAUCUUGGAUUUUGAACCAUAUCCAUUGCUCAUUCAACAAUAUUGUUACUGAAGAAUCUUCUGCCUGUCACACAUGAAACUGUACAGUUGAGCUCCUGUUUUUAUGUGGAGCGUUCUGGUGCCAAAUUCAUUUGCAGCUGUCUGAUCUGAAACGUUUUUAGUUAUACGACAUAAUCAAAGUAUUUCCAGUGAUCUUCAACAUAUUUAGGUACACUUUUGAUGCAAAGAAACUCAUAUGUGGGUC